AGCUGUGUCAGGUUAAAAAAGGUUCAGAUGAACUCGUGAUCAAAUCACUGCAUUUUGUCUGCUCAGUCCCAAAAAUCAGCUCCAUCCAACAGCUAAUUAAAAGGUUGGCUUUUUCCAUUUGGUUGUGACAUGAGCUGUAAAGUUGUGUAACUUUGUAGAGAUAUGGUUGAUAAACUAACAUGUGUGAGGCAUUUGUUAAGCUCCCAUUGAAUGUUCAUUACAGUAAAUGCUAUUUUUAUGUUUUUACAGGCUUAAUAAGGGUGGAGUCAGCAUGAUUUUCUGUUGUAAGCAAUUGCUUUCUGAAGAUUCAGUAAGUCUUAAAUUAACACAGAAUAUUAAGUUUACACCAUUGGUUAAGUUUCUGUGGUUAAGUACCAAAAUAUCUGAUUUUUGUUAAUGGAUGACAGGCUUGAUUAAAAAUGUGAACAUCAUCAUUUGACAGCGAAAAAGGGCAAUAGUUCCUGUUUUUUCUUUCUUUCAUUUGUCGGUCAUGGUCUUCUUUUUUUUUUUAUCUUGCUUGUUCCUCAAUUUGUGUUUUUUACGUUUUACAAUUUGUUCAAAAGAGCCAGUCAAUGGAAAAUAUUGAAGGAAAAUGAAGCUGAUUUUGUUUCUUCUGGUCCUCUUGAAGAACGGAAUGAAUCCAGCCGAGGGACUCCGUGCGAAUUAUUCAUCUGAGCAAAUUAUUUUAAAUUAUUCAUUUGACCCGAUUUUUAAUAGUUAUGGAAAAGUUUGCUGUAAAUUUGAUGAGUCGGUGUGCUCCACCUUUGUGAACAAUAGCGGACAAUACACUCCCCUGUAUCGAGGAAGAAUAUUCAUCAACAAUUACAAUGGAGAAUUUGAAGUAAGAAUUACAGACCUGAGUGUAAUGGAUACUGGCAUGUACAGCUGUGGUUUCAGCUGGUUUCCUAAGACCUUUGAAAGUGUUGAAGUUACAUUUUCUGAUCUCAGUGGAGUAACCUCAGCUCCUCUCUGGCCAAAAUCCUCCAUCAAGCCAGACGUCUGGCCCUCUUCUCCCUCUACACCCAUUGUUUCUGAGAACGACGCAGAGAAACUCAGCUGCAGAACAUCCAUCAUCCUACUUGCUGGUUUCAGUCUUAUGGUGUUUGCUGCCGUCUUAGCAAUUCUGCUUGUGUUCUUUCUAAAGAAUCGGAAGAAACAAUCCAAAGAUACAUCUGGAACUUGCAGUUCUCUCAACACCAGUUUGAUUACCCAGGUUCAGUAUAUCAACUUUCAGGGAGGAGUUCAAUAUCAAAUUCCUCAACAGCUUGUUAUGGAAUCUCAAGACAACCAAAUUCAGAUGAAUCAUGGACAAAUCGCUCAAGACGAAUAUGAAAAUGAUGAUUCUGCAGAAACAUCAGGUUGAACGUAAAGCAAAUCACAC
Molecule: messenger RNA, 1381 nt
Organism: Pimephales promelas (fathead minnow)
Lineage: Eukaryota; Metazoa; Chordata; Actinopteri; Cypriniformes; Leuciscidae
Source: RefSeq, a predicted model, not a curated record